AUGAAGAUCAUGACCCGGUUCAAAUCCGAGAGAAUCGCCAAGUUUGCAUUUGACUUUGCCAAGAAGAACAACCGUAAGUUGGUCACCGCCAUCCACAAGGCCAAUAUCAUGAAAUUGGGAGAUGGUUUGUUCCGUCAAACCGUGAAAGAUGUGGGUCAAUUGUACUCGGGAAUCGAGGUCAAUGAUCUUAUUGUCGACAAUGCCUCGAUGCAAGCUGUGGCCAAGCCUCAUCAAUUCGACGUUUUGGUCACCCCCAACCUUUAUGGUUCUAUUUUAUCCAAUAUUGGUGCUGCUUUAAUUGGGGGUCCAGGUUUGGUUCCCGGUGCCAACUUUGGUAGAGAGUACGCCGUUUUCGAGCCAGGAUGUCGUCACGUUGGUUUGGACAUCAAGGGUCAAAACACCGCCAACCCAACCGCCAUGAUUUUGUCGGCUGCCAUGAUGUUGAGACACUUGGGACUCAACGACCACGCCGACCGAAUUUCCCGUGCCACUUAUGAUGUGAUUGCCGACGGUAAGAUCAGAACCAAGGACAUUGGGGGUUCGUCGUCCACCACCGAGUUUACCGAUGCCAUUUUGGCCAAGUUGAACUAG
This is a messenger RNA of Meyerozyma guilliermondii ATCC 6260, 591 nucleotides long. It is a transcript of the gene IDH1, whose product is annotated as isocitrate dehydrogenase (NAD(+)). The transcript has a single exon. The record is from RefSeq and is a predicted model, not a curated record. Gene Ontology annotation, molecular function: isocitrate dehydrogenase (NAD+) activity; magnesium ion binding; NAD binding. Gene Ontology annotation, biological process: tricarboxylic acid cycle; isocitrate metabolic process. NCBI's taxonomy places the organism in Eukaryota, Fungi, Ascomycota, Pichiomycetes, Serinales, Debaryomycetaceae. Gene Ontology annotation, cellular component: mitochondrion. Bases 1 to 591 code for a protein of 196 amino acids.